CUGUCUAUUAAUUCCAGCACUAUUUGAAGGGUUAGGAUAUUUACAUCUGCGAGAUUUAUGCUUCAUAGGCCCUCCACAUCCUGGUGCAUCGUGUGAUUGGUUUGGAUCACCGGAUCAUGGGCCCACUUUCACAAACUCAAAGCCCAAACACUACCGUACGGACAUUCGGCCGGAGCAUUGUGUAAUAUCUCCACCACCUCAGAAGGCGCGAAUAAGAAGGGCUGUGUGCAGUAUCUCCCUCUCUCGUUGCUCCUACCGCUGACAAUAAAAAGAAAAAAGCGCAGAGGCGCGAAAAGCUCUCGCCUUUCUUUUCCGACCCUAGAAAUCUCUCCGCAUUUUCGCUCUCGAAUCUCAAAACAGAAAUUCUCUAUUUUCCCACUCCCAUAUCUUUUUCUCCCUCUCUCAUUUUCUUUAUCGGCAGAGGAAUAACAAGGAGGAGCUCCUUUUACAUCUUUGAAGCUGAGGGGUUAGGGUUUUUCUCAUACAAGAAACGAUGGCAGUUAGGGUUUCAAGGAAUUUCCUCAGAGAGGCAUUGAAUAGACGGCUCAAAGCUGGAGCACUUGGUGGCCUACGGCAAUCGAGCACGGCCGCGGGUGGGGGGCCCGUCAUCCCGCACUCUUCGAAGAAGGGAAGGCUAUUGACAGGAGCAACCAUAGGCCUCAUUAUAGCUGGGGGAGCUUAUGUGAGUACUGUGGAUGAGGCAACCUUCUGUGGGUGGCUAUUUUCAGCGACAAAACUUGUGAAUCCAUUCUUUUCUUUCCUAGAUCCGGAGGUUGCUCAUCAAUUAGCAGUAUCAGCAGCAGCUCGUGGCUGGGUUCCAAGGGAGAAGAGGCCAGACUCACCAUUACUGGGACUUGAAGUCUGGGGAAGGAAAUUUUCAAAUCCAGUAGGUCUUGCAGCUGGUUUUGAUAAAAAUGCGGAGGCAGUUGAAGGUUUACUAGGGUUAGGCUUUGGCUUUGUAGAGGUUGGCUCGGUGACUCCUAUUCCACAGGAGGGUAAUCCAAAGCCUCGCAUCUUCAGGUUGCGUGAGGAGGGUGCUAUCAUUAAUCGCUGUGGCUUCAACAGUGAAGGCAUUGUGGUUGUCGCAAAGCGGUUAGGUGCCCAGCAUGGUAAGAGGAAGCUGGACGAUUCCUCAAGCUCUUCUUUUGCAACCAAUGAUGAAGUAAAACAUGGAGGAAAAGCAGGCCCUGGCAUUCUUGGAGUCAAUCUUGGAAAGAAUAAGACAAGUGAAGAUGCUUCUGCUGAUUAUGUUCAAGGAGUCCACACUUUAUCACAGUUUGCAGACUACUUGGUUAUAAAUGUUUCGUCACCAAACACUCCUGGAUUGCGUAAACUUCAAGGGAGAAAACAACUGAAGGAUCUGGUUAAGAAGGUACAAGCUGCCCGGGAUGAAAUGCAGUGGGCCGAGGAUGGUCCACCCCCGUUGCUAGUGAAGAUUGCUCCUGACCUCUCUAAACAGGACCUUGAAGAUAUUGCAGCGGUUGCUCUUGCUCUCCACUUGGAUGGAUUGAUUAUAUCAAAUACAACAAUUUCAAGACCAGAUCCUGCAAGUAGAAAUCCAUUGGCUAACGAAUCAGGUGGCUUGAGCGGGAAACCUCUGUUUGGUCUAUCCACCAAUGUUCUCCGGGACAUGUAUGUUCUCACAAGGGGAAAAAUCCCUCUUAUAGGCUGUGGGGGUGUUAGCAGUGGUGAGGAUGCAUACAAAAAGAUACGAGCUGGAGCAACCCUUGUGCAGCUUUACACAGCCUUUGCAUAUGGAGGACCUGCACUCAUUCCUCGUAUAAAGGCUGAACUAGCAGAGUGCUUGGAAAGGGAUGGUUACAAGUCAAUCCAAGAAGCUGUGGGUGCUGAUUGUAGAUAGCCUCUCUGUUGUUGUGGGAGAAAGAGGCCCCAGUGCACCUGUUACAGAUAAGAACCAUACCAUGCAAGGACGUCAGGGCUGUUGUUGUUAGUUAUUUUCAGUCGAUAUGAUUAGGCUUUUCUCCGGUCUCAAAUUUUAAAAGAAGAAGAUAGGAUAGGCUUUUUUGCACUGACCAUCAGGGUAACAAUCUCUCUCUCUCUCUCUCUCUCUCUCUCUCUCUCGGAUUGGCUUACAUUUUUGGCUGUGACAUGUAAUGACUAAUGAGAAAAAUUUUGAAAUAUUUCAAGCGAUUUGGAAUUUGGGCGUC
Magnolia sinica is the source of this 2168-nucleotide messenger RNA. RefSeq names its product dihydroorotate dehydrogenase (quinone), mitochondrial. Lineage: Eukaryota; Viridiplantae; Streptophyta; Magnoliopsida; Magnoliales; Magnoliaceae. Gene Ontology annotation, molecular function: dihydroorotate dehydrogenase activity. The transcript is spliced from 11 exons. Gene Ontology annotation, cellular component: cytoplasm; mitochondrial inner membrane. Gene Ontology annotation, biological process: pyrimidine ribonucleotide biosynthetic process; 'de novo' pyrimidine nucleobase biosynthetic process. The record is from RefSeq and is a predicted model, not a curated record. Bases 494 to 1861 code for a protein of 455 amino acids.